AUGGACGCUAAACCACCAACCUCACAUUCAUUAUGGUCGCCGUAUGAUACUGUCCGAGACGCAGCAGAUUCUUUGGGUGUGACCAUCUCCGAUGAAACAGCCAAAAGUUUAGCCAUGGAUGUUGAAUACCACAUCCAUGAAAUAAUAGAGACGGCAGUUAAGUUUAUGAGACACUCUAAGCGAAGGCAGUUGACUACGUCAGAUGUAAGUAAUGCUUUGAAAAUACUUAAUAUUGAACCAUUAUAUGGCUAUGAUAAUACUCAACCUUUGAAUUACAAAGAAACAAUGGUUGGUGCUGGUGGACAAACAUUGUAUUAUAUUGAUGAACAUGAAAUUGAAUUCGAGAAAUUGAUCAACCAACAGUUACCCAAAGUACCUCGUCAAGUGAACUUUACUGCCCAUUGGCUAGCCAUUGAAGGUGUACAGCCAAUGGUUCCUCAAAAUCCCUUACCCAGUGAAAUUAAAAGUCUACCAGCAGUGGUACGUGGAGCAACAACAUCAAUGUUGGGUAAUGAUAUUUUAAGUCUUGGCAGCAAAAAUGAAAAUGGAGAAAGUGGCGAUACAACUAAACAUGAAUCUGAAUUGUUAUCGAAUGGUGGUUCUGCUAAUCACACAAAUAACAAUAACUCCAAUAAAAAAUCAACUGAAAAAGAUAUGGAAAUCAAACCAUUGAUAAAGCAUGUCUUGUCAAAAGAAUUGAAAUUGUAUUUCGAUAAAGUGGUUGAUGUGUUAAUUUCAACUGACCCUGAAAAGGAACAUUUGAAAAAUGCUGCAUUAACUUCAUUGAAAUCUGAUCCAGGGUUACAUCAAUUGGUUCCUUAUUUUAUUCAAUUUAUAGCAGAACAAAUAACCAAUCAAUUAAGAAAUAUUGAAAUUUUAUCAACCAUGCUAGAAGUCAUUCUGGCAUUAGUUGAUAACAAAACUAUAUUUUUGGAUCCAUAUGUGCAUGCAUUAAUGCCAUGUAUUUUGACUUUAUUAUUGGCAAAGAGAAUUGGUCCUGUGAUAAAAUUAACUCAGGAUAAUAAACAAGAAUGGCAAGAUGCAUUAAAAUCUCAAUUGGCCAUCCGUGAAUUUGCUGCCAUAUUGUUGCAACACAUUAUUAAAGUAUAUGGAUCAUCCUAUAGUACAUUGCGGCCGAGAAUAACACGGACAUUAUUAAGGGCAUUAUUGGAUUCAACAAAACCAGUAGGUACCCAAUAUGGUGCAUUAUUGGGAUUGAGAAAUAUGGGUACUGAAGUUUUAAAAUUAGUUUUGCUUGGUAAUUUAAAAGUAUGGUAUCUGGCAAUUAUUGAAAAGAAUGAAAAUGAUUAUGAACGUCAAAUUUUGAUCAAUGCCUUAUUGGAUACGCUUCGGAAACUAAAACUUGAUGAUAAACUAUUGAAUCAGCCCCAAUCUCAAGAUGGUGAUGAUAUGGAUAUUGAUUCAAAUAAUGAAAUCAGUGAUGAAGUGAAAACAAAAUUAAUAGAAAGAUUUGGUAAAUCAUUAGCUGAUUUAUUAAUAGAACAAGAGGAUGGUAAGCAAAUAAUAAAAGGGAUUUUCUUUGGCGAAUUAUCAGUUUGA
Candida dubliniensis CD36 is the source of this 1560-nucleotide messenger RNA. It is a transcript of the gene TAF60, whose product is annotated as Taf60p. Gene Ontology annotation, cellular component: SLIK (SAGA-like) complex; transcription factor TFIID complex; SAGA complex. Gene Ontology annotation, molecular function: transcription coactivator activity; protein heterodimerization activity; RNA polymerase II general transcription initiation factor activity. Lineage: Eukaryota; Fungi; Ascomycota; Pichiomycetes; Serinales; Debaryomycetaceae. Bases 1 to 1560 code for a protein of 519 amino acids. The record is from RefSeq and is a predicted model, not a curated record. Gene Ontology annotation, biological process: RNA polymerase II preinitiation complex assembly; transcription initiation at RNA polymerase II promoter. The transcript has a single exon.